Messenger RNA from Octodon degus (degu), 1325 nucleotides. Its product is annotated as zinc finger protein 709-like. Gene Ontology annotation, biological process: regulation of DNA-templated transcription. The record is from RefSeq and is a predicted model, not a curated record. NCBI's taxonomy places the organism in Eukaryota, Metazoa, Chordata, Mammalia, Rodentia, Octodontidae. The transcript has 5 exons. Bases 91 to 1029 code for a protein of 312 amino acids.
UCCGAGCUCCCCGCGGAGAGCCCGGCGCCCUGCUAGCUCUGUGACUACGCGCUGCCGAGGAGGGACCCCGUGAGACCUUGAAGCCGCACAAUGGAGGCAAUGACCUUUGAGGAUGUAGCUGUGAACUUCACCAUGGAGGAGUGGGCUUUGCUGGAUCCAUCCCAAAAGAAGCUCUAUAGAGAUGUGAUGAGAGAAACAUUUAGGAACGUGGCUGCUAUAGGUAGGGCCUGGGAUAACCAAGAAGAUGAAGAACAGUACAAAAAUGACUGGAGAAAUCAAAGAAAUAAAGAGGUGGAGAAAUGCUACCCAGUAAAUAUGCCCACCAUAUCUCACUCUGGAAUGAUGACAUACGAGUUUUUGGGAUUAGAAGAGGAGCUGUAUAAAUGUAAUGAACAUCAACAGACCUGCAAUAAUUUUCCCUCUUUUCAGAAGGAUACAAGGACAAAGACAGGAGAAAAAUCCUAUGAAUAUGAUCAGUGUGAAAAAUCUUACUCUGAACUAAAUGAAAGAACUCAGUUUAAAGAGAUCUUUGUAUAUAAGGAAAAUUUGAAAGUCUCUAGUACACCCUACAAUGUUCAGAUCCAUGAAAGAAGUCAUACUGGGGAGAAACCUUAUGCAUGUAAGCAAUGUGGGAAAGCUUUUAGUACACAAAGUUCAUGUAAAGCGCAUGAAAGGCUUCACACAGAUGAGAAACCCUAUGUAUGUAAGCAAUGUGGGAAAGCUUUUAGUAUACAAAGUCAUUAUAAAGUACAUGAAAGGCUUCACACUGGGGAGAAACCCUAUGUGUGUAAGCAAUGUGGGAAAGCUUUUAGUAUACAAAGUCAUUGUAAAAUGCAUGAAAGGAUUCACACUGGUGCAAAACACUAUGUAUGUGAGCAAUGUGGGAAAGCUUUUAGUAGACAGAGUUCAUGUAAAGCACAUGAAAGGCUUCACACUGGGGAGAAACCCUAUAUAUGUAAACAGUGUGGGAAAGCUUUUACUACACAAAGGAAUUGUAAAAGACAUGAAAGGAUUCACACUGGGGAAUAACCCUAUGUACAUAAGCCAUGUGGCAAAGUUUUUCUCCCAUGGUGAUUGUCAGAAACAUGAAAGAACCUGCAUUAGAAAGUCUGUGUGUGUAAGCAAUGUGUUAAAAGUUUUUACUACAAAAGCUUAUUGUAAAAUGAAUUUUAAAACUAAGAACUGUAUGGAAACAAUAUGGGAAAGCUUUUUCAUAUAAAGUUAUUGUAAAUUACAUGAAAGGAAUGGGGCAAAUCCCUGUGUAUGUGAGCAAUGUGGGAAAGCUUUUACCAUAAAAUGUACUUUUUAAACAUGAAAGAAGUUAC